AUGUUGUUCCCUGAAGAAGAUGCCGCAGCUGUGAAGCAGUGGCUCAUACGAGAACUAGAACCAUUAUGUGAUGCAGAUCCAGACGUUCUCGCGGACUAUGUGUUGGCGCUAUUCAAAAAUGACACAGGCGAGGACGAGCUCGUUGCUAUGUUGAAUGAACAGCUCGUCGACUUUCUUGAAGGAAAUACUGAAUCGUUUGUUCGCAAGGCUGUAGACACGUUAAAAAACCGCUCCUAUACUGCGGGUGCAGGUCAGACCCGCAAGCGUGAGGAUGUGGAAGAUAUCGAGGUUGAAGAGGAACAUGAUGACCAACCUAGCAAACGCCAAGCAUACGACGCGCAUGAUGCGCAGGAGCCCCAUGAUGUCCAGAAUUCUAAUAAUGCGAACGAUGAGCAGCAAACAGCAACGUCGCAGGGCGAAGGCGGUGAGUCACACGCUCAUGUGCAGAGUCGGCCACGUCGAAGUCCGCGUGUGCCUAAAGGAUGGUGUCGUGAUUAUCACACGCUCGGCUUCUGCUCGAGAGGUGCGAACUGCAAGUUUCUCCAUUCAGAUGACAGCAUCAUGGGGACCAUGCCUCAAGUUCCGGCACCACCACCUCCCUUUGCGAUGCCCGCUGCUCUGCCGUUCAUGCCGCCGUUCCCAGUGGGACCGGAUGGAUCGAUGCCUCCCGACAUGAUGGGCAUGAUGCCCAUGCCAGAGCACUUUGCACAAAUGAUGCAACAGAUGCAGCAGAUGGCUGGAACAAAUGGCAUGAUGAUGGGUGGGCGUGGUGGUGGUAUGUCACGAGGCUCGGCCCGCCGUGGCAGCCGCGGUCGUGGCGGAAGUACCCGAGGUGGCUUACCGUCUUCGGCGCCGCAUGCGCCUGUGGCUCGGAGCCAAGAUACGAUUGUCAUUGAAAAUAUACCCUCAGAAAACCUGGAACUCGUGCACGUCAACGACUACUUCAAGCGCUUCGGCACUAUCACCAACAUUGAAGUGGACAAACCGAACAAAAAGGCACUUGUCACAUAUGCCACGCCUGCUGAGGCGGAUCAGGCUCACAAGAGCCCUGAUGUCAUUUUUGGAAAUCGGUUUGUGAAGGUGUAUUUCCAGCGCUUGGAACGGCCCCCUCCAUCCAAGCCGAACUACAUGAACGAUAAAGGCUCCAACGUGUACCUAGCGCCAGAGCUGCGAUCGGCAACGUCGGCGACAAUGACGCCCGCUGACGAAGAAAAACACCGUCUCUUGGAACUUCGGAAGAAGCGACAGACUCUUGUGCACAUGCAGCUUGCUGAGCAAAAGGCGCUCCUGCAAAAGCUUGAAAACAAGGACCUGACGCCACAAGGUCGCAAGAGCAUCAUGACAAUGCUUGAAAAGCUCUCAGCGGAAAUCAAGGGUGCAACAGAGAUGCUCAAGAAAGACAUUCAGUCAUCAAAUGACAUGGGCAGUGCUUCGACAACAGAGGAGCUUCAAGCGAAACUUGCUCAACUCAAGGCAGAGGCAGCCUCUCUGGGUCUUGACACGAAGGGUCAUCCCACAUCUAUGGCCUACCGCAGCGCAUACCGAGGACGUGGAAGUAGCUCGAUGCCAUCAUUUCGCGGCCGUGGUCGUGGCAGCACUAUGAUGAUGAAUCGGUCCAUGACACUUGACAAUCGCACAACAAAAGUGGGCAUCUCCGGUUUGCCAGCUGGCUAUGACGCAAGCAAGCUGCAAGAACAUGUGCAGCAGUUUGGCGACAUAAACUCGAUGGAAUACAACGAUGAUCAAGUCAUUGUAACGUACAAAAACCGCGCGAGCAGUGAACGAGCGAUGCGUGCUGGUGGCUCGAUCCCUGAUGUAGGUAAUGCAUCCCUCGCAUGGGUCGAAGCGCCCGUUGCACCGACGCCACCGUCCCUCGACAACAAUGCUUCAGGAACACCGACAGACACAGCACCAGUUGCGGGUGUCGAGCUGGACGAAGGGUCGGAGCGCGAGAACUGGAAGCGGUAA
Malassezia globosa CBS 7966 is the source of this 1968-nucleotide messenger RNA. RefSeq lists its product as uncharacterized. Gene Ontology annotation, molecular function: metal ion binding; RNA binding. Gene Ontology annotation, biological process: mRNA processing. Lineage: Eukaryota; Fungi; Basidiomycota; Malasseziomycetes; Malasseziales; Malasseziaceae. Gene Ontology annotation, cellular component: nucleus. The record is from RefSeq and is a predicted model, not a curated record. The transcript has a single exon. Bases 1 to 1968 code for a protein of 655 amino acids.